Protopolystoma xenopodis is the source of this 337-nucleotide messenger RNA. The record is from the annotation of a GenBank genome assembly. Lineage: Eukaryota; Metazoa; Platyhelminthes; Monogenea; Polystomatidea; Polystomatidae.
UUGCGCCCUACGCGGUUCCCCCACAUGCUCUUUACUUCACUAUAUCCUACGCCUUAAAAUGGAAGAUUCCUUAGCUGGAUUAAAUUCUCUGACGGGUGCUCAAAAGACACAGUUGAUGGAACAAUUAAAAGCAGAAAUUGCCAUUGCAUCAGCAAAGGAACUGCUAGAGAAAAUGUCCGUGAAGUGUUUUGAAAAAUGUAUUACUAAACCAGGCUCUUCAUUUGAUAACUCUGAGCAGAAAUGUGUCUCCCUUUGUAUGGAUAGAUACAUCGAUUCAUGGAAUCUCGUUUCGAAGGCGUUUGCCGCUAGAAUAAAGCGCGAAGCUGACAAAUCCUAG